AUGUCCCUUUUAUAUCCCAACUCUGCGGCGGGUGCCCAUCUCGCUCUGCUCUCUCAUGCCGCGCCAAAUCUGCGAGAGCGGGAAGACCUCAAGGCAGGAGAAGCUCCUCGGCCGGUCACUGCCCGCCUGCCGCGACUGCUCCUGCAGCUCCUGACUGCUCGCUGCGAUCGGAUCUGCGACGGGAGUCAUGGGGGGGGAGUCAUUGCGGACCCGGCAUCGAGGCGAUCCAGCACAGCCGAUGGCCGGAGGGGUCUCGCUUGGGCCGAUCCUGUGUUGUGGCGACCCUUGAUGCUCAGGAAGGGGAUGGCGAGCCAGCCCGAUGCACAAGAUCCCCGCUUCCUUCCGCUCGUCAAAUGGCCCGCGCAGAGCACCACCGGCCAGAUCGGCAUUCGUCCGUAG
This is a messenger RNA of Polychytrium aggregatum, 399 nucleotides long. RefSeq lists its product as uncharacterized. NCBI's taxonomy places the organism in Eukaryota, Fungi, Chytridiomycota, Chytridiomycetes, Polychytriales. Bases 1 to 399 code for a protein of 132 amino acids. The record is from RefSeq and is a predicted model, not a curated record. The transcript is spliced from 4 exons.